Molecule: messenger RNA, 6101 nt
Organism: Solea solea (common sole)
Lineage: Eukaryota; Metazoa; Chordata; Actinopteri; Pleuronectiformes; Soleidae
Gene: cttnbp2
Product: cortactin binding protein 2
Exons: 23
Coding region: 174-5195 (1673 amino acids)
Biological process (GO): regulation of synapse organization
Cellular component (GO): glutamatergic synapse
Molecular function (GO): protein binding
Source: RefSeq, a predicted model, not a curated record
CCUCCCUCCCUCUCUGUCUCACAGGCGCAGCCUGCGCACACGGCGCUUUUCACGGCGGAGACCUGUCCUCCUCAGUCCCCCACACACUCGCUGCCCCUUCGCCUGAUUCCGUCUCCGUGUGUUUUCUCCAUGGCCGCCCGUGGCGUGAUUCGCGUUCAGCAGCGCAAUAGUUAAUGAGUGCCGGAUGCGCCCUCGCUCCAGCAGACCGCUUCAGUACGAAGAUGGCGUCGGAGGGAGCCAGCGGAGAGCAGCCUCCCCCGGUACAAACACUGGCAACCGCCGUGCUGGGAAGUGUCGACGCGAAAUGUGAGUUCAACAUGGAUAACCUGAGCAAGCCAGAGCUUCUCACCCUACUGAGUAUCAUGGAGGGAGAGCUGGAGGCCCGAGACCUGGUCAUAGAGGCCCUGAGGGCUCAGAGGAAGGAGGUGUUUCUCCAAGAGCGAUACGGCCACUACAGCCUGACCGACCCCUUCCUGGCACUUCAGAGGGACUUUGAAUGCGGGGUCUCUGGAGGGGCCGCAGAGCGACGGCCCCUGGGCACCAGCCCCAUAUCUGUCCUGGAGGCCGUCAUGGCGCACUGUAGGAAGAUGCAGGAGCGAAUGUCAGCGCAGCUGGCUUCUGCUGAGGGCCGCCAGAAGAGGUUGGAGAUGGAGAAACUACAGCUUCAGAGUCUGGAGCAGGACCAUCGCAAGCUGACAGCGCAACUGAAGGACGAGCGUGAGAAGAACAAGCACAUUGUCAUGAUGUUAGUGCGAGAGUGCAAGCAGCUUGCCACGCGGGUGGUAGAGGAGUCGCAGAGGUUCGACGAGCUCCAAGCUCGCCUGGACGAGGAGAACCGCACCUCUGGCCGCUUGCAGGACGAGCUGAGCACCGAGCGGCAGCAUAGUCAGCAGAUGGAGGCCAAGAUGGAGAAGCAGCUGUCGGAGUUUGACACAGAACGGGAACAGCUGCGUGCCAGGCUGGGCCGUGAAGAGGCUGAGAGCCAGAGUUUGCGGCAGCAGGUGGAGCAGCUCAGGACUGAACGCAGUGAUAGGAAUGCUGCUAUCGCCCAGUCUGCUGCUGCUGUAGCUGAACUAGCUGCUUCUACCAGUACACCACCCAAACCUAAAACCCUGAAGUCUGUUUCCAUAGCCACAGAGCCCCUCAGCUCUCGAACAGCAUCUUGCCAAACUGACCUGCCCCCAACUGAGGUGGAGGGUCCUAAGAAGACCCCACUCACUAUCCCUGUCAAACCAUCACCUGCCAACUAUGUGGGUCUGAGUCUGCCAAAGACGUCUGGCCGAGGGAUCGUCCACAGCAGCUCAGGAGGACUUGCACAGACAGAAAAUGGCUCUGAGGGCCAAGCUCCCCAUGGUUUACCUACCGGGGUCAGCCCUCGUGUCCAGGCGGCCCGCUACAAGUUCCAGGAACAGGACCAAAAUGGCUCGGCAUCUCAGACUCCUCCAUCCCGUGACCUCUCACCCACCAACCGUGACAACUUUGCGGCCAAGCAGCAAGCUCGUCACACUGUCACACAGGUUCUGUCCCGCUUCACCAGUCCUCCAGCAGGAGGUGGUGGACCACUGCGUCCAGGCCUACCCCACUCUGCCUCAGAGGGAGGUCCUUUUCCUGGCCGCCUGAGCCAUCCAAUCGGUCUUAAAUCACCAACGGUGGCCAGGAUCGACCGGGGAAACCCUCCCCCUAUUCCUCCCAAAAAGCCAGGGCUUUCCCAGACCCCCUCUCCUCCUCAUCCACCCAUCAAGGUGGUGGGGGACAGCAGUCGCUCCCCUGGGGCUGGGCUAAAACCAGCCACACCCCAGCUGCCGCCCAAACCAGCUCUGGACCUGGUCCCAGCCCUGACGGCCUCUCAGGUGGGUGCCUGCCCCCGCUCCCCGGGGCCUGGCCGGGGCCCUCAGCGGCAGCCGGCAGCAGCAUGUGCAGAGUGUCCCCCCAUCAUCAGCCCUGCCAUCACUGUCAGUAGCCCCUCCUCCAUAAACCCCUCCUCCACCUCCUCCUCCGUUAGUGCUCCAUCUUCCCGUAGCCCCCGUGCCUCAGCAAGCAGCCCCCUGGCAACAGCAUCAGGCUGGUGUCCCUCCGUAGUCUCCUCUCUAAGUGGCGGUGGGCCUGCUGCCCUGGACGGCGGGCGCCCCCUGCUCUUCCAAGCUGCUUCCCAGGGAAAUGUCACUUUAUUGUCAAUGCUGCUUAACCAACCAGACCUGACCACCACCACCACAACCACCACCACCACCAACACCACCAACAUCACCUCUAUCACCGCCAUGGAGAACAAACCCAAUCAUCUUGACCAAGACCACCACCUCGACGACAACCACAACCAAACCUCUGCCUUGUUUGCUGCUGCUCAGAACGGACACACAGAGUGUGUGAAGCUGCUGCUGUUUUCGGGAACGCCUGCUGAUGUUACUGAAAAAAAUGGACUCACGUCUUUGCACAUGGCUGCUGCCCACGGCCACAGCAGCUGCGUGGAGGUGCUGCUGUCCGCAGGAGCUGCUGUGGACGCGGCGGCAGCAGAGGGGGGGCAGACCCCCCUCUUUCUGGCCUGUGAGGCGGGACAGCCGGACUGUGUCCGGGUCCUGCUGAGCGCCGGAGCCGACCGCUCACGCACCACAAUGGACGGCUGCACGGCUCUGCAUGCGGUGGUGAGCUCGGGACAUGUGGACACGCUGCGUCUACUUCUCUGCCACCCACCUGUGGGUGACCCCACUGUGACCCCUGACCCCUCUGGCGCCCUGGCGCUGCCCGCUGCUCUUCUGAACCAGGCCAACAGUGACGGCUGGACUGCUGCUCACAUGGCUGCUGCUCUGGGACUCAAGGAGUGUCUGGAAGUUCUGUGCAGCCACAGUGAACAGGACAUCCAGAGGAGAGAUAAGUGUAAUCGAACGAUUCACGACGUGGCCACUGACGACUGCAAAGAUCUACUUGAAAACCUCCACUCGUACCGCGUGCUGGUGCGUCUCCAGUGUUCAGGUGGAGGAGUCGGCUCCAUGUGUCCAGUGGAGGCCCUGGAGGAGGAGGGGAAGUGGGGCAGCAGUGGUCAGCUGGUGCUGUGCAGAGUUUCAGUGGAGCGCUCCACGCUCUGGACUCAGCUGGAGUCCGUCCUCACCCACGCCUUCACCUCCCACCUGCACGUCCUCUGUGGAGAUUCUCAGACGACCAGGGAGGAGGAGCAGCGUGCUCCGCUGGGCCUCGGUCCCACCAGUAUCUCUUCCAUCCUUAUUGGUGACACUGAGUGGUUGCCAGGUCAGGAGCCGCCUUCAUCUCCCUGGGACCUGGUCAGAAAGCCUCUCAGCCAGUGCAUCACCCUCCGCCUCAAAGGUUUGUCUGAGUCGUGUCUGGAUGAGCUGGCCCUGGAAUCUCUCUUCCCUCUGCCACUGCUGCACAACUACGUCCGCCUGGUGGAACAGUAUGGAAACCUCAUCUUUCACGGGCUGGAAGGCAGCUGUCAGGAGUAUGUCGCCGGUCUGGUUGCUCGCUGCAUCAAGUCGAAGCAGGAAGCAGGGGGGCUCGUCUGUGACGUGGUGAGGGUGGAGGUAGAGGAGAGUCUGACCAAACAGCAGCUGCUGGACACGUUCAUCAGCUGUGGCUUCCUGGUGCCAGCAGUGAGUUCGGAGGUCGGGCUGCCGCGCUGCAUGGUCAUACUGCUGGAGGGACUGGAGAAGGCUUCGUCUCUGACGGGUCUGCUGGGAGAUCUCUGUCACAGUCUGGACAACAGGGGCUCCGCUUCACCACUGCUCCUCAACACUGGCCCCCACCAUUUCUGUGAGGGCAGUUUCUUGAUCGCCACAUUGUCGAAGCCCCGCCUGCAGGGAUCAGAGCUCCGCCUCCAGCAGCAUUUCCGCUGGGCGACUCUUCGCUGGGACCAGGAGCCGCUGCACGGCCUGCUGGGAAGACACCUUCGCAGGAAGCUGCUCCUUAAGAUGGGUACCGGCAUUUGGACAGCAGGUGGCGUCAUGGAGCGCACGGUGCUGUGGGUGAGCCAGGUUUGGCAGCAGCUCAACGCCUGUCUGUCUCGCCUGGGCACCCAUGAGGCUCUGCUGGGUCCACAGCUCUUCCUGUCCUGUCCUGUUCUUCCAAACAACACACAGGCGGUGGUGAGGUGGCUGGCGCGGCUGUGGAACGCCGUCGUUGUCCCCCGCGUGGAGGAAGCCAUCAUCUCCCGGGUCACAGCCAAGCGCCCGUCAACCACCACGACCUCACCUUCCUCACAGUCGUCUCCUAGCAACAGUGGGCUGAGUGCCGGGCAGCAGGCUGUGGUAAAAGCUGCGCUCAGCAUCCUGGUCAAUAAGGCCGUUCUCCUGGGCAGCCCUCUGCCUCGACACGAGAUUGACAGGUACCUGUUAGAGUUUAGGGGCGGGACUCUUCCUAUGUCAGCCAUUGGCUCCUAUAAAGGAAGCAGCAGCAGUGGAGGAGGAGGAGGAGGAGGCAGGAGGGGACGAGACAGCGGCAAGUUGAGGCGAUCGAACACCAGCCCGCGGAAGAAGGGAAGCCCCGCCUUAAACUGGAGCUGCAGCUCUACCUUCAGAGAGGGAUCACUGUCCAACACUGACUUCAGCUUCAUCACCAACGGCAAAGUCCAGAGGGAAACUGUGGGUCUGUCUGCUUUCUCUGACGACGAGACGGAUCUGAUCAGAGAACUUCAGACCAUGUGCUCCAGCAAGUCUGAGCCGGACAUCAGCAGGAUGUCUCAAACCAAAGACGACAUGAUCCUGUUCUCCAGCUCUCCCAGUCAAGUAUCACCGGCCCACAACGCCGAGCAGGAAACUGGUGUUCAGCAGGAGCAACCACAGACGACUCUUGUUCGCCAGUCCAGCCACAGCUCUGGCCAGGCAGACGUCCAGAGCGGCAACCGGCGCGCAGGCCCUCGCGCCAAAUCACAGCUGCCCGUCCCGAGCAGCAGGGGACAGACGGCCCGAGCGUCCACAGCUGCUACCAGCACCAGCAGCACCAGCAGCAGCAAUAAUAACAACAGCAGCAGCAGCAGCAGCAGCCCGGUCCGAACCCAGACGCCUCCAACCCGCAGCAGAACCAACAACAGCAGCAGCAGCAGCAGCAGCAGAAUAAAGCAGGUUCCACUCAACAGCAGCAGCAGCAGCAGCAGCAACAACAACUACUACCGCAACAACAUCAACGACAACAACCGAUCACACGAGGACAUCUGGAUCCUCCACAGAGACCUGCAUGAAAACAGCAAGUAGACACACCUUCCUCCUCCUCCUCCUCCUCCUCUUCCUGUGAACCUCCCACCAUGAUGUAAAGACUAGGUACCUGACGACCUUUGACUUUGAGUAUUUGUACAUGUUAGCCGUACUUGUUACACUGUACUACAGUUGUGUACUUGGGGACCAUAGUUUUAUUCUAUUACAGUAUUUGAAGUAUUUGAUCGUGCGGGGGAGGGUUAAAAAAGAAAAGAAAGAAAAGAGGCUUUUGGUUAAAAGGUAGAGGGAGACUGAAGGAAAAGCAGCAGGUUCUUUUAUUGUUGCCUUAUUCCUGUGUAUCAACCUGCAGAUUAUCUUCAGACUGUGUUCAGCAAACGAAACAAAAAAGAAGAGUAUUUGACACAGUAUUGUUGUGUACUGAAAGUAAAAUACUGUAUUUCUCCUCCGGUAUAAGGUCAUUGAAGAUGAAGUGAAAAUACUAAUAGAGUUACUUUCAAAAGAAAACGUUUUUUCCGAUCAAAGAAAGAAACGGGCAGGUUUAUUUGUUUUUGUUUAUUUUUAAUUUUUCUUUCUUUUUGUUGUUUUUUGCUAUUCAGUAUUUUGAGGUAUUCAAGUGUUCUAUCUUUAACUAGUUGCAAGGUUGGUUUAAAUACUGUUAAAAUUAAUCAGGGUUUUACUAAAUAUAUUUGUAAAUAAGAAUUAGUACGUCUAAAUGCUCUAUAGAUUGGUGUACGUGGUCUGACGCUUGUACAGUGACGAAAAAAAACCUUAAUGUAAGAAAGAAGACAAAAAAAAAGGAACAUGUAAAUAGUGUUUGUAAAAUGAGUUUGGUUCUGAAUCCCUCACUUGUUUCAAAGUGAGGGAAAUGUGGCAAUAAGUACUAGAAGUGUAUAAACACAAGAUGUCCUCUGUCAACUGUAAGCCAUAAUAAAUAUUUUAAAUGCC